This is a messenger RNA of Aspergillus luchuensis, 3204 nucleotides long. RefSeq lists its product as uncharacterized. The transcript is spliced from 8 exons. NCBI's taxonomy places the organism in Eukaryota, Fungi, Ascomycota, Eurotiomycetes, Eurotiales, Aspergillaceae. Bases 1 to 3204 code for a protein of 1067 amino acids. Gene Ontology annotation, molecular function: protein binding. The record is from RefSeq and is a predicted model, not a curated record.
AUGACGGGUGAGUAUUACUUGCGUAUAUUGUCCGCCGGCGCAGAUCCCAAUAUCGACAUUGUCGCCGUUCAUGGGCUCAACCCCAAAAGCAAGAAAAACCAUGCUGAGAAGACCUGGGAGUCGAAUGGGAAGCUAUGGCUCAGGGAUUUUCUUCCCAAGCAACUGCCACGAGCCAGGAUUUUUCUCUUCAGUUACAACUCUAAAGUUGCAAUCCAGUCAUCCGCAGCUGGAGUGCGAGAGCAGGCACAUGUCCUCCUUGACCGCUUAAGACUGGAAAGAGAGAAGUGUGAACAUCGACCCCUGCUUUUCAUUGCCCAUAGCCUGGGAGGGAUUGUUGUCAAAGAGGCGCUUGUACAAGCCAAACUCAGCGCAACAUAUGGCUCGAUAUGCACGUCGACCUUUGGAAUCGUUUUCUUCGGUACGCCACAUCGAGGGACGCACCUGGCACGUGUGGGAGGCGUGGCUGCAAAGUUCGUGAGGGCUCUACUAGGAACAGCGAGCAAUACCCUACUGAAGGCCCUUUCAAAAGGCAGCCUUUACGCCCUGGAGCUGUCUGCGAACUUUGACAAGCUUCUUGAAAACUACAAGUAUCUCAGCUUUUAUGAGACGCUACCAUUCAAAAGCAUCGGCAUAGUUGUGGGAAAAGAUUCUGCUGUUCUUGGCUUGCCUGACUCCCGUGAGAAAGCGAUCGCAUUGAAUGCCGACCAUGAAGAGAUUUGCAGAUUUCACUGCGACAAAGACGAUCGAUAUCAAUAUGUGUCUUCGCUAAUUGUCGAAAUGGCAAACUCAGGCACGGAGACGCGCCAGUUAACCAGUUGCCUAGAUGAAUCAGAGUCCACCCUCGUGGUCGAUGAAGCCGACCCUUGCUUCUGGAUGAUACCUUAUACACGUAAUCCCGGGUUUGUCGGCCGCGAGCAUACAUUAAGUCAGGUUAUGGAGCGUAUCAUGCCACUCGGAAAGGUUCAUUCGAGAGUAGCCUUGUAUGGUCUCGGAGGUGUCGGUAAAACCCAGAUAGCCAUUGAGCUGGCGCACCAAGUCCAUGAAGCCCACCCCGACGCGUCGGUGUUCUGGAUCCACGCAAACAGUAUCAGCCGUUUCCAAGAAAGUUAUUAUCAUCUGAUCAAGGAAUGCGAGAUUGAGAGUCCAGAAGAUAAACCACAAGACCUCAUGCUUGUCAAGCAAUGGCUUGAAAAGCAGUGUAAACGCUGGUUGCUGAUUAUCGAUAACGCUGACGAAGCCUCACUCUUCACAUCAGAUGGGCGCCAAGGACAAAGAGCCUCGACCUCAAAUAAGCAGCUGCAAGAAGAUUCUUCCAUCGUCCAGUUCCUUCCCGAAAGUCCAUAUGGCUCUAUUCUCAUUACGACCCGUAACCGAGCUGCUGGUGUCAAAUUCGUCAGGGGUAUUGGCCGAAACAUGCUCGAGGUGGAUACUAUGACCAAAGAAGAAUCGAGAUGCUUAAUCAAAUCUGCUUUGAGUGGCAAUUAUCCGACAGAGUCGGACAUGGAUGAGCUCGCGGAGAUGCUCGACUAUUUACCGUUGGCAAUUAUGCAAGCCGCUUCAUUUAUGGAAGAAAACGUGCUUACUGUGAACGAAUACAUUAAACUGCAUAAUGACAGUGACGAGACCAAAAUGAGUCUACUGUGCGAGCCCUUCGAGACGUUAGGAAGAGACAGCGAAACCCCAAAUGCUCUUGCUACCACUCUGAUCGUUUCUCUAGAUCAUAUCAAUACAAAAGAGCCAAACGCUAUCGAGGCUCUUUCUCUUGUCGCUUUUCUUGACCAGCAUAAUAUUCCAUCAAGUCUGAUGGAACAGAGGCUUGUCGGGCCACUUGAUCUGACCAAGGCGCUGGGUACACUUAAGGCAUUCUCGCUCAUAAUAGCAACAGGAAAGGGUCAAAACUUCUCUAUCCACCGGCUUGUACAGCUUACUGUGCGGAAAUGGCUAAUCAUCGAGCACACCUUCGACGAAAGAGCGAUUCAAGCGAUGGAUACUCUCGCCGAAGUCUACCCGAACGCUGAAUACGAAAAUUGGGCUAUCUGCGCUGCUUAUUUGCCUCAUGCUAUAUCUGUCCUCAGGUUCACACCGGAGCUGCAUGGGAAGCUGCUCCGAAGGAGGCUUUAUCUUCAAGAAGGGAUAGCAUACUAUUUGUGGUCGCAGGGCCGUAACGAUGAGGCAGAGAAGUUGGAUCUUCUCAUCGUGGAAGAGAAUAAGAAGGAAUUUGGUCUGGAGCAUCCAGAAACAUUGGAGAGCAUUGCAGGCCUCUCCUCAACGUACUCCAAUCAAAAUCGACUUGCCGAAACCGAAGAGUUGAACUCGCUUCUUGUUACAGCCUACACAAAGCUUUACGGGCCGAACGAUAUCAUUACCAUGAGGAGUGAAAGAUGUCUGGCAGCGACUUACCGGAAACAAUGUCGUUUCGAGGAAGCGGAAAGCCUGCUAUUAAAAGUUCUUGAAAGAGCCAAGUCCGUCUUCGGAGAAGAACAUGAGGAGUCGGUAUGUGCCAUGGGCCACCUGGGCCUGCUUUACACUGAUCUGGGUAGAUGGGAUGAGGCUGAAGAAUAUUCCAUCAAGGAUUUGGAAUGGCACCAAAAGAAUCUCGGGCCAGAUAAUCCCUGGACUUUGGACCUGGCCAUUAAUCUCGCGUCACUUCACGAAACUCAGGGAAAACUGCUUGAGGGGAAAGCACUAGGCAUACAAACGCUUCAGAUUUGUGAAGAUAAACUGGGCCUAGAUGACGAGAGAACUCGAAAUUGCCAACAGCUCCUGCUAAACAUCUACUUCGAGCUAGAUGAAUGGCAGAAAGCAGAGGGACUAUGCUUACAGAUUCUGGAAGAGACCUCGAGAAUAGAUGGACCUAGUCAUUUUAAGACCCUCAGCUCGAAGGAACAAUUGUCCGCUAUCUAUGAAGGACUCGGCGACGACAAUAAAGCUGAGAAACUGGACAACGAGAUAAUUGACGAGUGCACCCGUACGUUCGGUUCCGAUCACGCCUACACGCUGAAAUUCAGUGCUUUGGCUCAGCGACGCCGAGGGAAACAGGCCGAGGCGAUACAGCUGAUGGCGCAAGCUAUAAAUAAAGAAGAAAUCUUGUUAGGCGCCUUCCAUGAUGAAACAUUGGCAUCGGUCCGGAUACUGAGGCUCUGGUGUGAACCCGAACGAGAUAUUGUUGACAUCCUAUUGGAAGCGGAGGCUAAUUGUUCAUGA